Molecule: messenger RNA, 1812 nt
Organism: Didymella exigua CBS 183.55
Lineage: Eukaryota; Fungi; Ascomycota; Dothideomycetes; Pleosporales; Didymellaceae
Product: phosphoglycerate dehydrogenase
Exons: 3
Coding region: 1-1812 (603 amino acids)
Biological process (GO): L-serine biosynthetic process
Molecular function (GO): phosphoglycerate dehydrogenase activity; NAD binding
Source: RefSeq, a predicted model, not a curated record
AUGACUGUCAUGGCUAUCCAAACGAGAUCGAAGAUUCUCAUACCAGAAAAGGUCUCAGCAGAUGGUCUGGCCUUGCUUCAAGACCAAUUCGAGGUACAUGAGAAGAAGAGCCUGAGCCCUGAAGAGCUGAAAGAGAUAAUUGGCGACUAUGAGGCUCUUAUUGUCCGUUCUGAGACCCAGGUGACAGCAGAUUUGCUCAACGCAGCGAAGAAGCUUAAAGUUGUUGCUCGUGCCGGUGUCGGCGUUGACAAUGUCGAUGUCCAAAGCGCCACAACCCACGGCAUCAUUGUUGUGAACUCGCCCUCCGGAAACAUCAAUGCCGCAGCUGAACACACUAUUGCCCUUCUCAUGGCUGUGGCUCGCAACAUUGGUGAUGCAUCCCAGAGUAUCAAGAACGGCAAGUGGGAGCGCAGUCGUUUGACCGGUAUCGAAGCAAAGGGCAAGACACUUGCCAUCGUCGGCUUGGGCAAAGAUUUCCAAGUUGGUCUCACUGUUGCCCGCAUCGCCAACGGCCUCGGCAUGCGACUGAUUGCCUACGAUCCUUACGCGAAUCCAACCCUCGCUGCUGCUGCAUCAGUCACAAUACGGUCAAGUCUUGCAGAAUUGCUUCAAGAAGCCGACUUCUUGACACUACACACUCCGCUCAUCGCAUCCACCAAAGGCAUGAUCGGCAAAGCCGAGUUAGCAACAAUGAAGCCUACAGCCCGCAUCCUUAACGUUGCUCGAGGCGGUAUGAUCGACGAAGACGCCCUAGUCGAAGCCCUCGACGCCGGUAUAAUCGCUGGGGCAGGAAUCGAUGUGUUCACCUCCGAGCCCCCUAAGCCAGACUCGUCAGCAAGCCGCCUCAUCGCUCACCCCAAAGUCGUGGCAACACCCCACCUGGGCGCCUCCACCAAAGAAGCCCAAGAAAACGUCUCCAUAGACGUCUGCGAACAAGUCGUCCUCAUCCUUUCAGGAGAACUACCUCGCAGCGCCGUCAAUGCACCGUUGAUUUUGCCAGACGAGUACCGCACCCUGCACCCAUUUGUCUCGCUGGUCGAGAAAAUGGGAAGCUUGUACACCCAGCACUACUCCAGCACAAACAUAAAGAGCUUCCGUACGACGUUCGAUUUGAUCUACGAGGGCAAACUUGCGAAUUUGAAUACCACCAAGCCGCUCUUCGCCGCACUUGUUAAGGGCCUCCUUACGCCGAUCACCAGCUCCGAUGGCCUCAACAUCAACAUCGUGAACGCCGAGCUUCUCGCCAAAGAACGAGGCAUCCUGAUCAACGAACAGCGCUCCCGCGAGAACGUGGAAGAUAAACCGUAUUCCUCGUUCAUCACGCUGCGCGCGCGCGCCUCGCGGUCCACAUCAUCAGCGCGCGGCGGGUCGAGAGCGACCAGUCCAGCCGCUUCUCGCUCUUCCAACUUAACAAGAAUCGACACGCACCAAGGCGUAUCUCAAGCAGAGCAAAAGCAGGAGCAAGAUCAAAUCAUCCAAGGCUUUGUAUCCGGCAACAAGCCCUUUAUUAGCCGCCUUGAUCGGUUUAAGGGCGAAUUCGUCCCGCAAGGCACUCUGCUCAUAUGCCGGAAUUUCGAUUCGUGCGGGAAGAUUGGGUUUGUUGGCAAUCUCCUGGGCAAGGCUGGUGUGAAUAUUAACUUCAUGAAUGUUGCGCCGCUCGAUGUGGAUGAAGAGGCGGUGGCGGAGGCGAAUGGGAAAGACAGCAACGAGGCGCUGAUGAUUCUUGGUGUUGAUCGGCCAGUGGGUGAGGAUGUUGCUCAGGCAUUGAUUGGGCCCGAGGGCGUGCUGGAGGCUAGUGUUGUGACACUUUGA